AUGGCUUCCACGUUCAGGAUCCGCUGCCGCGCGUCCGAGGACCUCACCCUCGCCGUCGGCGGCGGCGAGCCCAUCCUCACCAAGGCCGACGGUCGCGACGACCGGCUGCUGUGGCUCAAGGACCUGGCGUAUGGUGCCGGAGUCACGGACGAGGCCGGCUCACCGGCGUUCGCGCUGGUCAAGGAAGCCACCGAAGAAGUGCUGAAGUCCGCGCCGUCAAGCUCCACCUGGCCGGGUACGUGGACGAGUCGGUCGGUCCUGUGGGCCGAGAGCGAGGAGGACCUGGGCGACGGCUUCCGCCGCGUCCACAUGGUCAACAACCGGGACUUCAUCCUCGACGCCGAGGAGGCCAUCCCUGACCUCGGCGGCGCGCGCGACGGCACGCGCCUGAUCCUCUUCCGCUGGAACGGCGGCCUGAACCAGCAGUGGCGGAUAGCCCCGCAUGGUGCCCCUGUCCCAGCCGUGCCAGAGCACGCGCGGCCGCUGCGAAUCCUGUGCCAGAGCGGGCAGGGGCUGAGCCUCACUUGCUGGAUCCAGAGCUUCCGGAACGCCGGCCACGUGACGGACGGCGCGGGGCGCCGGGCGUUCGCGCUCGUGAACCGGGCCACCGGGAAGGCGCUGGGCCGUCGCCGCGGCGACGAGCUGGUCUGCCUCGGCGGCCACAGGCCGGACUCCGUGGACGUGGCGCUGCUGUGGACGCAGAGCGACGACCUGAGCGAGGGGUUCCACCACAUCCGCACCGUAGGCGACGUCGACACCGUCCUUGACGCGGCGAACGGCGUGCCUGAGGCCGGCGGCGCGCAUGACGGGACGCCCAUCUUAGUCUUCCCGUGGAACGGCGGCUGCAAUCAGAAGUGGAAGAUGCUUCCAUUCUAUUGA
Molecule: messenger RNA, 879 nt
Organism: Panicum virgatum (switchgrass)
Lineage: Eukaryota; Viridiplantae; Streptophyta; Magnoliopsida; Poales; Poaceae
Product: ricin B-like lectin R40G2
Exons: 5
Coding region: 1-879 (292 amino acids)
Source: RefSeq, a predicted model, not a curated record